This is a messenger RNA of Hibiscus syriacus, 1870 nucleotides long. RefSeq lists its product as uncharacterized. The record is from RefSeq and is a predicted model, not a curated record. The transcript is spliced from 9 exons. The coding region runs from base 79 to 1737 and encodes 552 amino acids. Gene Ontology annotation, cellular component: plasmodesma; plasma membrane. Lineage: Eukaryota; Viridiplantae; Streptophyta; Magnoliopsida; Malvales; Malvaceae.
AUUAACAUAUACUCUCUUCUCAAGAGGAAAAAAUAUCUGAGGAACAGAGGUUGAGAAAACAGCAAUAGUUAAAAGAAAAUGCUAUGUUUCAGAUCAAACCCUCACACAUUGUUUCUUCUCUUCCUUUUCUCUUCGUUUCUUUUCCGACCUGAAGUAGUCUCUGAAGCCUCACAUAUCCGAACUUCACACAUCCCAGGGUAUCAGAAAAGUUGUGUCUUUGGGGGGAGAGAGCACAGUGAAGUAUUGGCAUGGAAGAAGAUAGAAAGGAGGAACCUUGCAGAGGGAAACGAAGGAGAUGACAACUCGACUUUGAUUUUGGCUGAAAGGAGGACUCAUAGGAAGGACCCUCUUAAUGAUUUUAAGAAGUACACUGGUGGCUGGAAUAUCAGCAAUCAGCACUACUGGGCUUCUGUGGGUUUUACAGCAGCUCCUUUCUUUGUAAUCGCUGCAGCCUGGUUUGUGUUGUUCGCGUUGUGCUUAUUCAUCUUAUGCAUCCGCCAUUGCUGUUGUCGACUAGAUUCUUAUGGCUACUCUCGGAUAGCUUAUGCUCUAUCUCUUAUUUUCCUCAUACUCUUCACCAUUGCUGCAAUUGUCGGUUGCGUUGUGCUGUACACCGGUCAGGGAAAAUUUCAUGCCAGUACAACAAACACACUGAAUUAUGCCGUUCAUAAGGCAGAUGUUACUGCUGAAAACCUCAGGAACGUGUCGGGUUAUCUUUCUGCAGCUAAAAAAAUAAGUGUGGAUUCAACAAUUCUAUCACCUGACAUCCAAAAAAGCAUCGAUGAUGUCGACAAGAAGAUCAACUCUUCUGCUUCGACUCUUUCCACUAAAGCAGCUGAUAAUAAAGACAGAAUUCAACAUGGGUUGGACCGUGUGAGAUUGGCUCUUAUCAUUGUUGCCGCCGUGAUGCUCUUUUUGGCAUUUAUUGGAUUCUUGCUCUCGAUUCUCGGGUUGCAGUGUCUGGUCUACACCCUGGUCAUCUUUGGAUGGAUUCUUGUUGCUGGCACAUUUAUUUUAUGUGGUGUAUUUAAUCUCCUCCACAAUGUCGCAGGAGAUGCAUGUGUUGCUAUGGACGAAUGGGUUCAGCAUCCCACUGCGCAUACCGCGCUAGAUGACAUUCUGCCGUGUGUGGACAAUGCAACGGCCCAAGAGACCUUGUUACAAACCAAGAAUGUCACUCACCAACUUGUAAAUGUUGUGAAUGGCAUCAUCAAUACCGUUGCCAACCGUAAUUUCCCUCCACAAUUGGCACCUUUAUAUUACAAUCAGUCUGGUCCGUUGGUGCCAGUUCUCUGCGACCCGUUUCAUUCUGAUCUCAGGGAACGUACGUGUGCAUCUGGCGAAGUUAGCUUGUUCAAUUCCUCAGAGGUUUGGAAGAAAUAUAUCUGUAACGUAUCUUCGUCCGGGAUUUGUACUACACCUGGGCGGCUGACCCCACAAUUUUACAGCCAGAUGUCGGCUGCAGUGAAUGUUAGUUACGGUCUAUAUCGCUACGGUCCAUUCCUGGUUAAUUUGCAAGACUGCACUUUCGUGCGCGAUACGUUCACAGAUAUCAGUCGUGAUCAUUGCCCAGGUCUGCGCCGCUAUAGUCAAUGGAUCUACGUCGGACUGGUACUAGUGUCAGCAGCCGUGAUGCUGUCAUUGAUCUUCUGGGUAAUCUAUGCAAGAGAGAGAAGGCACCGCGUUUAUACUAAACAGCACGAUGCUCGAGUGGAAGGCGCGUACAAGGGUCAUUAGGACCACAGGCUGUUGAAUGCUCGUUUUCUGUAGGUUUGAAUCUUUGUGAAGUGUAGUACAUGUACUUAAUUUUGUGCCUGAUAAUUGUGCAUGAACAAGUUUUUAUUUUCCCGAGAUUCAACAUUUUCCCAUG